AUCUUGUCUGGCUGGGCUGACCAGAACAGAGUAAACAGAGUGCGUGAUUUGUGAGAAGAAAGAAAACCCGCAACAACAAAAAAAGAAACUAAAUAUUUUCACAGCUGCGUUUUGGUGGAGCGGCCCACAAUCGCACAGCCUAAUACUGAUCGCGUGCAAAUACGGUAAAAGUUAAGCAAAUUCCACAAAUCCCAUGGCCGCAUCACCGCCGCCUCGUUACUCCACGCAUCCGUGCCGGGCGACUACAUGGCAGUGGUCGUAUCCGCUUCUGCUAUCGCUGCUCCAACUGUCGACCCUAGGCGUGUCCGCACUGCAGAAAGAGCUGACCAUCAACGUAGCGCCCGGCAAUGUGGACUGCUUCUUCGAAUCGGCCAAAGCCGGCCAAACGAUCGACAUCGAGUACCAGGUCAUAGACGGUGGGCACGGUGACCUGGACAUCAGCUUCGAGCUGGCGGAAGCAACGGGCCGGACCAUCUUUGCCGACUACAAAAAGUCCGACAACAUCCACCAGUUCCCGGUGCCGUACGAUGGCGAGUACAAGUUCUGCUUCGACAAUGGGUUCAGCCGGUCCAACAGCAAGACCGUGUUCUUCGAGCUGAUUAUCGGGCGGGAGGGCGACCAGGACGAUCCGGCCGGCUGGUCCGAUAUCGAUCUGCUCGACGGCCUGACGCCGGAAGAGUUCUACGACAUGAAGGUGCAGGACAUGGAGGACGCGAUAAAGCGGGUGCGCAACAACCUCACGAAGGCGCGCCAGCUGCAGGACGUGCUGCGUUCGCACGAGGCGCGCGACCGUAACGUGGCGGAGGAGAACUACUUCAAGGUGAACGUGUGGUCGUUUUUCCAGAUACUGGUCAUGGUGGCCGUCGGUACGCUGCAGGUGUUUAUGGUCAAAUCACUGUUCGAUGUGGAUUCGCGGGCGUACAAGCUGCUCACCAAGCUAUAACGCGCUGUUAGCAAUGGGAGCAAUCAUUACAACUCGAAUACUGAAAAGCGCACACACGGCCAUACCAAUGAUUGCCAUACAUACCAAAGCUUCAUACUCGUCAUCGUGUGGGUCUUGGUGCCCAUUUCGCCGCACGUCGUUGUGCAACGGGCGGAGAUAGACCUUUGCGAUCGCUAAUUUAAUGCGUUUUGAAGACGCAUCGAAACCAAGCCAAGUGCCAUACGAAGGUGGUACGACCAAGUACGUGAGUGAGAUCGUGAUCUUGAAACGAAUGUCAUCGAAAUACAACACGAAGGAGAUUUUAAUACGAA
Anopheles arabiensis is the source of this 1254-nucleotide messenger RNA. It is a transcript of the gene opm, whose product is annotated as transmembrane emp24 domain-containing protein 1. Gene Ontology annotation, cellular component: endoplasmic reticulum; Golgi apparatus; endoplasmic reticulum-Golgi intermediate compartment. The record is from RefSeq and is a predicted model, not a curated record. The transcript has 2 exons. Bases 194 to 943 code for a protein of 249 amino acids. Gene Ontology annotation, biological process: Golgi organization; intracellular protein transport; endoplasmic reticulum to Golgi vesicle-mediated transport. NCBI's taxonomy places the organism in Eukaryota, Metazoa, Arthropoda, Insecta, Diptera, Culicidae.